AUGACAUCCCCAACGAUCCGCAUAGGUUACACGGAGUUUGUGGAUGCCCUGGAACGUGCGGAAGAGGAGUGCCGGCAAUGCGGCAUCGCGGCGGCCAUGGCUGCAGGGACCACCCUGGGGCAGAGCGCUCUGCAAGCAGGCCAUGGCCUUCGGGAAGCCGCCGACUGUGCCGCUGGGGCGGCGCUACGCGCUGCCGCGGAGUUUGGCAUGGUGCCAGCAGACGCUGCGGCGCUCGGGGGCCGAGCAGCCUCCAAGUUGGCUUCCGAGCAAAGCCUCGAUCGGGUGCAGGUGGCGGACGCUGCAGCAGAGGCUGCGGGAAUCCAUGCCAUGCGCGCCGCGGUGGAAGCAGACUUGACCUUGGAGCAGGUGGCAGAUGAGGCCGCCAUCGCUGCUUCAGCGGCGGCUGAGGAGGCAGGCAGCACGGCCCAACAUGUGGCGGAAGUGAGUGCGCGUGCCGCUGGCGUGGCAGCAGGUGAACUGGCUGCUGAGGCUGGCAACACAGCCAUGAAAUCUGCAGAGAUCGCUGCCAAGGCGGCCACCAAAUCCGCUGCUGCCUCGGGGCUGCCGCCCUACCAGGCGGUGGAGCCUACGGCCACCGCGGCUGCCAGGUCGGCUACUCGAGCCGCGCUCAAUGGGGGGCAUCCGUACCUCAUUGUGGCAGAGAUCACCAGGCAGUUGAACUCACAACUUGUGGAGAACCUGAAGGAGGUCCAUCAAAAUCAGCCUGAUCGCGUUGCUGUCGGAGAGCUGAAGGACCUUUUUAGUCAGGCAAAUAUCGACAUCCACGAGGACACUUUGAGGCAGGUCUUCGAGGAAAUGGGCGUUGACCCAAAGGAGCAAGUCAGCUUCAACAGCUUUUUUCAGGCCGUGGAAAAGUCGCAUGGCAUUUUUAUUGAGGCGCAUGGAUGGGCCACAGGUAUUCGUUGGUCUCAUCGCUUGUAUGAGUCAAUCUUUAAGCACAUGUCGCAGCAGUUGCCUGGAACAGAGAUGGAAGCACCGUCGCUGAUGCUAGUUCCCGCAGACUACUCCGAAGUGUCCUUGGGGUGUAAGAACCUCAAGAUGUGCCAUUUGCAAUUUUCCAGUAUUCUGCGGGCCAUUUUUAAAUUUGACACAGCCAUCAUGCAAGCUGUGUGCCCAUUUCUUCCUGCGAGAGAGCUACGAGCCUUGAGCGUGUUGAUGAGGAGCUUUCGCUCUGCCAGCACACUUGCUUGGAGUGAAGAUAUCCUCGAAAAUGAGAGAGUUCUGCUUGCCAUCGCACAAAAGGACCAACCUCAGUUUUUGGCCAAGGCUAUCGCAGAUUCAGGGAUUUGCAAGGCUUCUCUGGGAAGGCUUCUCUUGCGAGCAACCACAGGAGGCAGAGAGAAUCGUAGCCACCGGUGUUGCAAGCUGCUGGGAGAAUUGGGAGCAGUGAUUCGCCUGGAAGAUGCCUUUAUGGUCACUGGUGGAGAGCCAGGUUACCAUGAUGGUGUGUAUGUCCGUGCAGAGUGUGAAGAACAAGAAUCCGCACGGUAUAUUGGCGAUGAUUGCUGUGUAGAACGAGUACCAGCAUCCUUUCUUGACAACUUUCAGGAGGAGUUACGGAUAAGUGGACUUCAGAGUGGACCACAUGCAAAUUGGAAAGAACCGCUGUGGAUUUUCGUGCACGAUGGAGGCUUCAUUGUUGCCUACCUAGCCUUUUCUGCAAGCACCGCUGGAAAGGCUGCAGCCUCCAUUGCAGGACGUGUCAUGGGGCAAAAUGCCGCAGUGGCAGGGGAUGACCCAGAGCAGGCGGGCGAGGUUGCAGCGAGUGCCGCCCAGUCUGCUGCAAGGAGCAGUGGCCUGUCCGACGAGCAAACAGCGGAGGUUGCAGUGACAGCCGCGGGACACGCAGCUGGCAGUGCAGCUAUUGCUGCUGGUGGUGCUCCGGAGUAUGUUGCCUACGUGGCUGGUCAGGCCGCCAUCAAUGCAGCCACCACUGCAGGGCUGAAUACCCAGCUCCUGCCACAGGUCAUCAUCCCAGUUUUUGCCAGAGCAGCGGGACGAGCUGCCGCACAGAGAUCCGCGAAUGGCCGGGACUCCACAAAGGCCUUGGAGGUGGCGGCCAAGGCGGCCAGCGAGGCUGGCGAGAAGCUGGCCUUCAUGACGCCCGAGCACCUGGCGGAGGCGGCGGAGGCGGCGUCCAACGAAGCCUCCAGGGUCUUGGCGUCUGGCCGGGGGCACCCAACGGGGGAAGGUCGCUUGGGGCUGGAUCUGGUGCAGUUGUUGGACUUUUUUGGAGACAAAGAUAAGGGACAAAAUGGAAAGAACAUGAAAGAACACUAG
Messenger RNA from Cladocopium goreaui, 2301 nucleotides. The record is from the annotation of a GenBank genome assembly. NCBI's taxonomy places the organism in Eukaryota, Dinophyceae, Suessiales, Symbiodiniaceae.